CGGCACGGCCGCCUCGCUCUCUCCGCGCACCUCCGGCCCCACCGAGCGCCUAUGGGCAUCUGCAGCCGGCGAGGGCUUCGCACCACCGCCACCGGCAGCAGCGGCAGAGGGCGGCGACCGCCACCCCGCUUCAUCGCCCCUUGGGAUCUAUAGCCGGCGGACGGAGCGCGCUGCGGAGCCUUCCCCGCCUCCGUGCAGGUAUUACAAACAGAGAGGAAUUUGGGUGUUUGCUGUCAUGAGGACAUUACAGAUGUUUUCUUCUGCGCAAACCUCUGCAGUUGGCUUCAGAUCUUUGAGGAUGUGGUUGUUUGUCAGCCUGUUCUGUCAUCCUGAGACCUCUGGGAUGGUUUGGAAAUUUGCCUUGUCCGUUUUUCUGAUGGCAGCAGUGGUUCGAGUGUCGGACACCAGGAAGAACCGCCCUGCCGGUGCCAUUCCCUCCCCGUACAAAGGCAGCGGCAGCAACCACUCGGAGCGGAGGCAGCAGCUGAACAAGGAGGUGUUGGCCUCCAGCCAGGAGGCCCUCGUGGUCACCGAGAGGAAGUACCUCAAGAGCGACUGGUGCAAGACGCAGCCGCUGCGGCAGACUGUGAGCGAGGAGGGCUGCAUCAGCCGCACCAUCAUCAACCGCUUCUGCUAUGGGCAGUGCAACUCCUUCUACAUCCCGCGGCACGUCAAGAAGGAGGAGGAGUCCUUCCAGUCCUGUGCUUUCUGCAAGCCACACAAGGUCACCUCUUCGACCGUGCAGCUGGAGUGCCCCGAGCUGGACCCACCCUUCCGACUCAAGAAAAUCCAGAAGGUCAAGCAGUGCCGGUGCAUGUCUGUGAAUCUGAACAGCUCAGGCAAACUGUGAGAACAGGCAUGUGGCUGCUGCUUGGUGUUGCCUCCAUCAGCUUUCCUGCUGCCUCUCCUCUCCCGCUGAGCAGACUGUCCAUUUUGUUGGAGACAUCCCUCCAGCAAGGAAAGGCUCCUUGUCACUUGCCUACUGGAAUAAUGCUUUUUAACCGGCUGUGUUAGGCACUUCACCAUAAAUAUUUUAAAUAUCAUCUGGCAGUUGAAUCUUCUGGAGUGGAGCAGGCUCACAGAAGUUUGGAUUGAUCAUCUAAGUGACCAGUUGGCUGAAUCCAGCAUUAAAUGUUUCCACUGUGUGGAGUAAAGCCCUCUGCCCUACACUCCAGUUCCCUCCACAAGCUGAGAAUGCCUUCCCCUUGCUUUCAUCUGGAGCUUGCUUCUCUCACUUGGAAGUGCUGGGGUGCUGCCCAGGACUGGGGGACACGGACUGGGGAGAGUAAUGUGUGAAAAGCAGGCGAGACUCUCUGAUGAGGCUCCUCCCCUUAAGACGGCUUCAAUUGUGCAAUGACAAAUGAUUCUGGGCUUGUCUGAACGGCAGAUCAGAAGCAAGGGGAAGAGGGUGAGGCACUGGGUCAGCCACGGUGACCACAGAGCAGACUGAGGGUGGGUUCUGAUGCUGUUGUGGUUAGAGUAUAUUGAACACAUGGCCUCUGCAGCAAUGUUUAUUUUGUAACCUAGCUAUAGUAAACAGCUGUUUAAAGUAUUAUAGACCUAGCCAUGUAUAUUUUUCUUGUGGCAGAGUAUGCCAGCGAUUAAAAUAUGUUAAGAGACUCAGUUGCUAGGUCGGCUGCCUGGCUUAAAAUGGACAUGGUUUUACUAUGCUUUUGGUAGGUUUUUGUAUGUUAGAUAUGUGUGUGUGUGUGUUUCUUACUCCAAAAAGGACAACAUCCAUUUAUGACCUUAUAUUUAUGCCUGCUCAAACCAGGGGAGGUGGAAGGGUAGUGGGAGAGAACACUUAAGGGAGUGAUGUGUCCCGAAAGGUAUAAAAGCACUGUCACACAAAGGACAAAGUUUGGUCAUUGCUGGACUGAAUACAAAAGCUGCAUAAGUGUCAUCAAGUUUUGGGAGUGGUGUCUCUCCCAUGACUGGAAACCAUGUUAAUGUAUUAGUGUUAAAGGACAAAUGCCUCAGUCAGUCAGUGCUGCUGGAAUGGGUCACAGUUGUGGGAGCAGGGAGAGAGUAAGUUGUAAUUGCUACACUAUUGGUGGUCCACUGAGUUUUUGAGACCUGCACAAUAAGUGUUGGUGAAAACUUGCAGUUCAUUUUAAAUCAUAUUAUAUUGUUAUUCAGUUGAUGGAGUUUUACGUGUCCUCUAUACCCCAUUUGUUACAGUUCUGAUCUGUAUUAGUCCCAGCUGCAUUAAAAUCCUGUCUCAAACCAGCCCCUUCCCCCAAACCAAAGCCAGUGUGCACACACUUGUCUGAAGCUUACAAAUUACGAAUGACAUGCUGACUCCCUGUGCAUGUCUCACAGUUCAGCCUCUGCAGCCUGAUGCCAGAGCCCCUCCCCACCAGCCUCCUCCCAUGCAGCCACUUCAAGGGGUUAAUGUGCUCAGCACUGUCGCCAGCCGGGGCUUCAGAGCCACAGGUCUCCACUAUGUGACACAGGCCUCCCUAAGAGGCUUUCAGGACUGAUCUCCACCAGAGCUCCAAGCGGUUUACAGGGGCUGGCGUGGGCAGGGUGAGGUUGGUCGGGUCUGGCAGCCCUGUUACAUGAACAGAAGUCGCUUUUCUGCUGUGACCUUCCAUCGUGUCAGAAGUGCACAGGGAGACUCCUCGUGCAGGGAAUGCUUUAGGGGCUCUUGCUGCUGUCCUGUGGCAUCGUGCCAGCCCCAGGAUGGGCACAAUUCAGUCUUGAGAGUAUGGGUGUGGUGCAGAGGGGGAAGGUGGCAAUACAGUCUACUAAGACUCCUGGGGAUCUCAGUCUUCAUUUGAAAGGAAUGAACUGAAAGUCAGACAUUUUGGAGCAGAGAGAGAAAAUCACCAUAGUAAAUUCACCUAAGAAAAACAUGCAAGAAUCUUUAAGCUAUGCCCUGCCUGGGUUUUUCACCAGUUUGAAAUAUGAAUAUGCUGCAGCUUAAAGCUCCUUCUAGGAGCUGUGUUUAUGUAAAAACUGAGUUGAGCUUGUAAUGGUUAAAACUGUAUUUAAUUCUUGUUUUAUAAAUGACAACAAAAAAUGAAGAAAUGCUUUAAGUAUAAUGUAAUUAUUUUAUAGGUCAACUAUUAAAUUAUAGA
Pseudopodoces humilis (Tibetan ground-tit) is the source of this 3083-nucleotide messenger RNA. It is a transcript of the gene GREM2, whose product is annotated as gremlin 2, DAN family BMP antagonist. Gene Ontology annotation, molecular function: receptor ligand activity; BMP binding. NCBI's taxonomy places the organism in Eukaryota, Metazoa, Chordata, Aves, Passeriformes, Paridae. The record is from RefSeq and is a predicted model, not a curated record. Gene Ontology annotation, biological process: animal organ morphogenesis.